CACGACGCCGUUCUAUUUUUGACAAUAGCACGCAGAGAGUUGUCGAGAGAUGUGGGCUCAGCCGCUUCCAGUGGUCAUGGCGGUCAAGCUGCGGAGCUCUCCUCACAGCGGCAGCCGCAGGGCCGCCUCUGUAGUUGCCCAGAAAUCCAAUAUUCCAUCUGUAGAUUCUGUAUCGACGCAGCAACGGCCGAUACUCGCAAACUCCACUUCCAAAUCAACGACUCCAUCCUCCCAAACGCAACCGCUGCUAUUUUCUUCUUCCUCUGCUAUUACUCCGUCCGUACGCACCGUCAAAGCUCUGCGGAUUCGACCCACCGCCGAGUUGGGCCUCCUCUCUGUCCUCUUUGUCCUCUCCGCGGCUUUUGCGGCAGUUUUCUCCGUCGCCAUACUUUGCAUUCCUACGAUAAACGCUAUGAGAAGAUUGGCAGUUGCAGUGGGAAAACUAUCCAAUGUGGUGUCCCGGGAGGUGCCCGGAACGUUGUAUUCUCUCAAACUCUCCGGCGUUGAGAUCAACGACUUGGCCAAGCAGCUUGCUGCUCUCAGGGAACAGAUUUCCACAAGUGGGUUUGGCAAGAAUUCAGAGUGACAAUUUGUUGUUUAAUCUCAACUUGGUGUGUGUAUGUAUGUGUGCUCUUCUAUUGAGUAUUUGCAAAUUUAAUAAAAGUUUCAAUUUUUUUAA
Pyrus x bretschneideri (Chinese white pear) is the source of this 679-nucleotide messenger RNA. RefSeq lists its product as uncharacterized. Lineage: Eukaryota; Viridiplantae; Streptophyta; Magnoliopsida; Rosales; Rosaceae. The record is from RefSeq and is a predicted model, not a curated record. The coding region runs from base 50 to 586 and encodes 178 amino acids. The transcript is spliced from 4 exons.